AUGAUCAAUGCUGGGAAGGACAAUGAGGAGCCUCUGUACCCUCCAGGUUUCACCCCGAUAAACAAUCAGACAUGUCCGCAAGGUGUACCCAUUGCUAUCAGAUCACAACAACAUCAGGCCGGUACCUCGGCACCCAUGAACUACCCAACGGGCUCAGGUUCCAAUCCAAGGAAUAGUCUAACCAAUUAUGAAGUCCCUGAUCUAGACGAAAUGGUAGGAAUAGAAAAAGCAAAGGUUAAACUGCCAAGACAACUCGAAGAUCGAUACAAGUGGUUGGAAGAAAAACUUAGAGCGAUGGAGAAUGCUGAUUACCAUCGCGGGGUUGACGCCAAUGAUCUCAGCCUGGUCCCAGAUUUAGUACUCCCGCUGAAAUUCAAGACUCUAGAAUUUGAAAAAUAUAAUGGGACUAGUUGUCCUGAAGCUCACAUCACGAUGUUCUGCCAAAAAAUGACAGGUUACGUUGAUAACGAUCGACUGUUAAUUCAUUAUUUCCAAGAAAGUCUAAUUGAGUCAGCUGCCAAAUGGUACAACCAACUGAGCCGUGCCAAAAUUCAUCCAUGGAAAGACUUGACACAGACUUUCUUGAAGCAAUACGUCCACGUGACAGACAUGGCGCCCGACAGAAUUACACUGUAG
This is a messenger RNA of Gossypium arboreum, 636 nucleotides long. RefSeq lists its product as uncharacterized. The transcript has a single exon. The record is from RefSeq and is a predicted model, not a curated record. NCBI's taxonomy places the organism in Eukaryota, Viridiplantae, Streptophyta, Magnoliopsida, Malvales, Malvaceae. Bases 1 to 636 code for a protein of 211 amino acids.